Amphibalanus amphitrite is the source of this 5202-nucleotide messenger RNA. Its product is annotated as plectin-like. Gene Ontology annotation, molecular function: hyaluronic acid binding. The transcript has 8 exons. Lineage: Eukaryota; Metazoa; Arthropoda; Thecostraca; Balanomorpha; Balanidae. The record is from RefSeq and is a predicted model, not a curated record. The coding region runs from base 174 to 4562 and encodes 1462 amino acids.
CGCGUCGUAAGGUCGCGCUCAAGUCGCGCUGCCGUUUCGAUUUGUAUUGUGUCUGCGGCUGCGCACCCGUCUCAGUUUGAUGAUCAGCGGUGUGCGUUUACAGUUUCUAUUUUCUGUUACAUAUACAAGAAUCCAGAGGACUUAAGAACAAGUUCUGUGGAUAAACUGCUGCAAUGUUUUCAAAAGCACCAGUGAAGAGGUUUAAUGAUGAAGUUGGCUGCGCUCCGGCGCCCACCCAGUACGAGCCGCGCGGCCAGAGCUCGGCGGCUGGCGCCUUCUCCAUGCCAAAGUCGAACCGUUUCGUGGAGCCCAAGUUCGUGCCGCCGGCGCCCAACCAGUACCAGGACCCGCGACUGCCGCCGACGCCCAGCAAACGGGCGGGCGGAUCCUCGGUCCUGAGACGCACGGGCUCUGUGCGUCGCCACCAGUCGGUUCAGUCGAACGGUCAGACCAGCCAGCUGUCCCAGCCGAGCUUCAACUCGUCACAGCGCUCCGACGGCGGCAGCAGCUCGCCGGUCCAACAGCUGGAGGCUGAGGUGGCGGAGCUGCGCACUCGGAACGCCGCCCUGUUGGACACCAUCAGUCAGCUGACAGCGUCGAUGGUGACGCACCCGGUGGGAUCGGACGGCGUCAUCCUGUCUGCGAUCGGCGGUGGCGCCGUGCCGUCCCCCGUCGGCACGGGUGCUGAGAGCGGCGAACGGCCGGCGGCGGACGCGCAGACCGCGGCGGAGACGGCCUUGGACACAGAGAAGGCGGCGGCGGCCUGCGUGUCAGACCUAGUGGCUGAGGUGGAGCGUCAGGAGCGCGAAGCAUGCCGCUGCCGUGAGGUGGAGUCCCGUCUGACAGCUCUGGACGAGCAGGAGCGGGCGGCACGCGGGCAGCUGCUGGCUGUCUGUGACGACCUGGAGCGGCUGGACGGCUGGGCCGGCCGGCUGGAGCGCUACCAGCAGACAGCUGAAGAGGAGGCCCGCCGCCGGCUGCAGCUCGAACAGCAGGUGAUGGUGCUGAAACGCACCGCCGAGAGCCAGACCCUGCGUAUGAAGGAGCUGGAGCUGCUGCUGCAGGUGGCGCGGGAGAGUGAGGUGGACGCCCACGAGGACGCCUGCCGUCUGUCCGACCGACUCUCGGUGCUGGAGACCGACCUGGCGGACAGUCAGCGGCAACGCCACGCCCUCGAGGAGACGCGCGAUGACCUGCUCAACCAGCUGACCGACACAGUCGAGCGGCUCAAUGAGGGACGCGCUCAGCGUGAGCACAGUCAGCGCGAGGCUCUGCUGCUGCGCCGCCGCUGUGACGCCCUAGACGCCGAUCUGCAGCGCACCUCGCACCAAAUCACGAGCAGAGAGCGGGAGGCGGCCGCUCUGCGAGACAAGUUGGACGCCGAACGUCAGCGCAGCCGUGAGGCUGAGGAGCGUGAGGGCGAGGGCCGACAGAGGGCUGAGCAGACGGAGGCGCAGCUGGCAGAGGCUCGCGCCCAGCUGGAGGCGGCCCAGGCGGAGCGUUCCGAGGCCGAGCUGCAGCUGGCGGCGCUCGACGGCAGUCUGGCUGCGCUCGGACAGGAGCGUGACGAGCUGGCGGCGGCGCGCGCCGAGCUGCACCGCCAGCUGGCUGAACGGGACGCCGAGCAGCAGCGCAGCCAGGCGGCCGCCGAGGAGCUGCGGGCCCAGCGCACUGACUUGGAGACGCGGCUGGCGAAGCUCGGUGCCGAGGCGGAGCGGUCGGCGCUGGCGGCCGCCGCGCUGGUUGACGAGCGAGCCACCGUGCAGCGGGAACUGGCUGAGACGCGCGGCCAGCUGGGACGGGUGGCGGACCAGCUGAGCGGCGAGACGGAGCGCGCCGAGACGCUUCGCUCGGAGCUGUGGUACGCCGGCCUGCAGCGGCGGCUGACGGCUGAGGACGCCGCCGAGCUCAGCGAGACGGUGGCUCAGAAGGAGCGCGCCAUCCGGCGGCUGGACGCGGCGCGCCGAGACAAGGAGGCUCGACUGGAGAAGAUGGCGCGCCGGACCGACGAAAUGGCCGCCGCCAUCCAGGAGGCGUCCCGAGAGCUGGAGCACGUGCGAUCGGAGGUGCAAGCGGAGCGGAUGCGCGCCGAAGAACUGGCGCUGCUGGACGGUGGCAGGAAAGAGAUGCUUGCCCUGCUCGAGCGUGAGAAGGUUGCGUUAACUCUCUCGGUGGCCGAGCGCCAGGCCGAACUGGACGAUGCUCGCUGCGAGCUGGACGCGGCCCGAGCAGAGCUGGCGCGCACUGUACGCAUCGCAGAUGAGCGCGCGGCGCGGCUUCAGGAGGAGCUGGAAACGGCUGAGACGCGUCGCCACACCGCCGAAGCUCUUCUGGAGGAGGCUCGCGCUGAGCUGCAAGAGAGCUCCGAGAGCGUGGCUCGCCGGACGGCCGAGGUAGAGGCACUGAGCGGCACUGUGGCAGAGCAUGAGGAACAGCUAAGGAACAAAAACGACCAGCUCAGUGGCCUCAAGACUGAGAUAUGCGAGAAGGAGGACGUGAUUGCCGUGCUUGAGGCCCGAGUUCAGAACCUGGAGGCUGACGACAGUCGAAACAGAGCCGAACUGGAGCAACUGCGAGAGUCUGAUCGGACCCUGACAGAGACGGUGGAUGGCCUCCGUAGCGAGGCGGCGGCGCGGGCUGAGGAACUGGCCGUGGCCACCGCCGCGUUGGCGGAGAAAGAGGUGGGUCUGCGGGAGCUCUGCUCCGCUCGCGAUGAGCAGGAGGCGGCGCUGACGGAACUGCGGAGCGAGCUGGAACAACAGCGUGCCGCCCUGGCCGACCGAGAGGAUGCUCUAGCCUCCGCCACUGCCGAGACAGGCCGUCUGCAGCAGCGCUGUGAGGAGCUGGAGGAGGCCGGUGCUGCGGCGCGCCUGGAGCUGACUCAGCUCCGUGGGGAGAACGCUGCGCUGCAGACCGCCCUGAACGAACGCGAGGACCGGCUGGUUGAGGCGCGCCGUCAAGUGACCGACCUGCGCGCCCAGAACACGGACCUAGCCCGGGUCUGUGACGAGUCCCGAGAGCAGCUGGAGACGAGGGCGGCCGAACUGCGGCGCACCGCUGACGAGCUGGUCAAGCGGGAGACUGAGCUGACGCAGCGUCAGCAGGAGGUCGACCGGCUGAAGAAGCUGAACGCCGAGGCGGUUCAGUCGCACAAGCAGGCCGAGGCGCUGGUGCAGAGCGUGCGGGAGAACAUGGAGGAGAUGAAGUCGCUGUAUGAGGAAAUCAUUGAUGAGAAAGACUCGAACGCGGCGGAUCUGAAAGAGCAGCUGGACGCCGAGGUGGCUGCCAGGAAGGAAGAGGCUACAGAAGCGCUGGCGGCGCGGGAGGAGAUUGCUACUAGGCUGGAGAAAGCUGAGGCAGCGAGACGGGAAACCGCAGAGGAGUGCACCAUUCUGCGCAACGAAAUUAAACUGACCAGCUCUUCGAUCGAGUACCUGGAAGCUGAGCGAGAGAAGGCGAUCGCCGCGAAUGCCGAGGUAACCCGUGACCUGCAAGACCAGCUGGCCACUGCCGAGGCUGCGGCUGUCGAGCAGAAGUCGCGCGCGACCGAGGCGCUGAAGCGGGCUGCCACCCAGCAGGAGGAGGCUCGCGUGGCGCGUCUGCUGGUGUCGGAGGAGCAGCGUCACGCCGCCUCCGUCCUGGCGGAGCGGGACGAGUGGCGCGCGCGUGCCGAGACGGCUGAGGCGGGCAGGAAGACGGCUGACGCCGAGCUGACAGCCGUGCGGGAGGAGAGGGACAAAGUAGAGGAGGCGCGGCGCGCCGCUGACACCGCCCGCACCGAGCUGGAGUCGAGGCUCGCGCAGAUGGAGGCGAGCCACGAGAGUGACCUCUCCCAGCUGUACGACAACUUUGCCGACAUGCGCCAGAAGCUGCAGCAGGCGUACCGACAGGACGCAGCGCUGCGCGAGGCGGCCCAGGAGGUCCCUCGCCUGCAGGAGGCGCUGCGUAAGGCUGAGGGAGAGGUGCGCGCGCAGGCUGAGGCGCGAGCCGAGGCCGAGAACCGUCUGCAAGAGCAGCAGGACCAGAGCGAGUGGAAGGACAAGUACGAGAAGCUAUUCGCGCUGGUGGAGCCGUUCCAGACUCAGCUGGAGCUGUACCGCGCCGAGCGGCGCUGUCUGCUGGAGCAGUCGGAGGGCACCCGCGCCGAACUGGAGCGCCUGGCCGGCCAGUACUCCCAGCUGCUCGGACACCAGAAUAAGAAGCAGAAGAUCCAUCACAUCAUGCAGCUCAAGGAGGAGAACCUGCAGCUCAAGAAGAGUCUGGCCACGGCCGAGAAGAAGGUGCAGCGGCAGCGGGUGCUGGUCAAACAGCUGGAGGACCGGCUGCACGGCGACCAGAACUCCACCCUGCUCAACGCCACCGUCAGCUCAAAGUCCAAGACGCGAGCCGCCAGCUACGACGUGCUGUCGCGCACAGUGGCGGACCCGCAGCAUAUGAAGGAUGGCCUCUCGCUUCUCGCGGUCACCCCCCUGAAGGAGAACUCCACCAACCGCGCCAUGGGCUCCCCAGUCGCGGCCAGCUCGUCGCUCAAGUCAGCUCGUGGCUCGCUCAAGUUUACCUAAGCUCGUCUUCCCAGCUCAAUAUCCGCGUUGCCCAUUGCCCACUGCAGCAGACUGCUGUCUCGCAUUAGCAGAAGUAAGGUGAGGAUUUGGACGGAGUCAAACGUGUCAAACUCACUUCAAGUGGGACAAAGUGAUUAAUGCCAUGUGUACCGAUGAGUGUGCGUGCGUUACUGUGAAUGAGUGCGUCCAACGUGGGAUAGUGUAGUCGAGCGUGCGGUCUUCCUCGUCUUUUCUGUCGUCUUCCGUCGCUCUUCCUGUAUUGUGAGUGUGCGGUUUUAUCGAAGAAAAACCACUCAUUAUUUUUUGGUUAAUCCCUAUAAUUUGGGACCCGGCCACGAUUUUUCAUGUGAUCUCACUUAUAACAAGCUGGCUUUGUGUAAGCUUCGCCUUGUUUGAAAUGUUGACCUACAGAAAAUCAUUCAUAACGGUUUAAGAUUUCACGGUUUUAAUUCACGACUUCACGGUUCUAGAUUUAGGAAAUAACGCGUGCGGCAUGAGUGUAAUGAUCAUCACAGCCAAUGUAAACGCACCAAAAAGUGGUUUGUUUUAGCCCGAGGGAAGUGACGGUAAACUAGUAAACCGAUAGAUUCAUUCAUAGAAGAAAAUAAACGUCUGUUGACAAUAAAUAAAUUUGGAUGAA